Molecule: messenger RNA, 1146 nt
Organism: Sycon ciliatum
Lineage: Eukaryota; Metazoa; Porifera; Calcarea; Leucosolenida; Sycettidae
Exons: 3
Coding region: 1-1146 (381 amino acids)
Molecular function (GO): nucleic acid binding
Source: RefSeq, a predicted model, not a curated record
AUGCCUCGUCUUGGAGAGGGAGAAAAGUCGAUAGUUCGCAAUGUUUACGCCUUCUUUCAGUUGGAGAAGUCAGGUGGUCGUCGUGAUCGUGGUGCUGCAAAAUCACUGGCCGUCCGAACAGCCAUGGCGUGCAAGAUUACAACGUCGACUGUCAACAAUCUUCGUCGAGUAUCUGGUACGAAGCAGGGUAAAGCUACGAAGCGUGGCCGCCCUAAAGUUGUUGUGGACGAGUUCACGAGAAGCGUCAUCCAGGGGAAAGUCCAUGUAUUCUACUCCAGGCGCGAUCACCCCACUGUGGACAAAGUGCUUGCUCUGUGCAAGGAAGACGAAGACUUUCCAAAAAUGUCACGGACGACAUUCUGGAGAGUUCUGAAGUCGAUAGGCUUUCACUAUGUGCAGACGAAGGGGAACACUCAGAUAAUGAUGGAGCGGACUGAUAUUGUUGCUUGGCGUCAUCGCUUCCUGCGUCGGAUCAGGGAAAUUCGUCGGGGAGGCAGACCAAUUGUUUACCUGGAUGAAACCUGGAUCAAUGCCCAUCAUACUGUUUCUAGGAAAUGGUAUCUGAAAGGUGCAGGAGGUUACAAGCAACCCCAUGAAGCUCCGUCUGGGAAGGGCAAGUGUCUCAUUAUCUUGCAGGCUGGUGCGGUCAUUGUCAUGGACAAUGCACCCUACCAUACGGCGAAGACGCAGGCAUCCAAGUGCCCCACCACAUCGUGGUGGAAAGCGGAGAUCCAAGAGUGGUUGAGCCAGCGUGCUUUCCAUUGGACUCCGGACAUGGUAAAGAAGGAGCUUCUUGAUUUAGUUAUGUUGAAUAAGCCUAGUCCAAAAUAUGUGUGCGAUGAGGAAGCUGAAAAGCAAGGGAUUGAAGUCCUUCGCCUUCCUCCUUAUCAUUGCAUUUUCAAUCCUAUUGAGUUGGUAUGGGCACGGCUUAAGACGAAAGUAGCCAAUAUCAACUCUACGUACAAGAUAGGUGACGUACAGGAGCAUGUUCAUAGUGUGUUUGCAAGUCUGAAACCUGAAUUGUGGUCGAGUUGUUGUACACAUUGCGACAAACUUGUUGAUCAAGCAUGGGUUAAUGACGGUUUGCAAGAUGAGAUGAUAGAUCAGAUCAUCAUUGAACCAGGUGAUAGUGACGACGGUGAUUAG